ACGCCCGGCUCUGAUAACAAUUUCACUACGUAUCACUGCCUCCUAGCGAGCCAACGGAAAAUGAAACCCUUCAUAAUAAUCACCUUGAUCAUCAGUUAUAAUGUUAUUAGUGCAAACAUUUGUGCAGACUGUGUGUGCCGAGAUAAUGUGCAAGAUAAUCAAGACUAUCUAGGAGAAAAUGUUGACUGUUCAUAUUACAACGGUAGUGCGAACAUUUUUAGGACUAACUUCAGCCUUCCAAGUGUUGUGUACUCCUUGGAUCUGUCGUCAAACAACAUCACACAGCUGGAAGCAUCUAAUAUCCUAAAGUCGACUACACUGAUCGAGCUAAGUUUAGAUAACAACGCAAUCAAAGAAAUAAGAACCAAGAUAUUGCGUUUUCCUCGACUGAAAUGGUUGGAUUUGAGUCACAACAGACUGGAAUACAUAGACAAAGAAGCGUUCAGAGGUGUGAAUAAAUUGGAGUAUUUGAAUUUGGCUAACAAUAGAUUAACGACUCACGAAAAUGUCGGUUUCCAUCGGCUGAGUAAUCUGAACGAACUCGUUUUGGACAAUAACGUCCUAGGGCCCGAUCUGAUGGACACUAGUUUGUUUGAUAGGGAGGGAUUCGGACUGACGCACAAAAUACAGAGCUUGAGUAUAAGCGGCCUACAUUUAAAUGAAGUUCCCGACAACUUUUUCUCGGACGCUUACGACAUAAGAACACUAAUCAUUUCGCACAACAAUUUGACGGACACGUUCGAAUUCCCGUUCACGUUGGAAUAUUUGGAUUUGUCCGACAAUCCGAUCACGGAAAUCUCCGAAGAGGAUUUUUCGGAGCUGCCUGGACUUAAAGUGCUGAAACUGAAUAAUUUACGAAUCAAAGAGGUUCCCGAAUAUGUUUUCGCGCCUUUACAUGGUCUGGAACAUCUAGAACUGGAGAGGAAUAAGAACUUAACAGUAUUCAGCUCUCUAGCUUUCGGACAGGAGGUUUUGGAUGACCCGGAUUAUUUUGUUUUGGAAAAACUGUCCCUGAAAGGAUCAAGACUGUCGAAGCUAGAGAAAGAUCUGGCGGUGCCGUUCGGGCAGCUGAAUCUGCUGGACCUUCAAGGCAACCCGUGGAAGUGCGACUGUGAGUUGACGUGGUUAAAAACGCUACAGAUACAGCCCGAAUAUUACGAACAUUUGAGGUGCGGCUCGCCAAAACCUUUCUACAACAGCAAGAUCUUCGAGCUCGACUCCAAAUACUUCUCUUGUACCCUGACCGUUCACCACAUAGGGUUGGUCAUCGCCGUCAUCGCGUUUUGCGUGUGUCUAGCAUCCAUAGCCAUCUGGCUCUUCGUCUAUGUACCCAAAUACCAGUCUCGAGGAGGUUUCAUAACUCAUAUGUAUACGGCACCGACGGCUGCAUACACUAUGCUACCUAUGAACAGUCCUGGGAAUAACUAAAAUCAAGAUUUUUGUUGUUAUUGUUUUUAAUUUUAAUAUUACGCCGGCUGUGCUCGUAGUUUAAUGUAUUUAAGACCGUCUUUGUUAGAUUUUGUG
Ostrinia furnacalis (Asian corn borer) is the source of this 1524-nucleotide messenger RNA. Its product is annotated as insulin-like growth factor-binding protein complex acid labile subunit. The transcript has 2 exons. The record is from RefSeq and is a predicted model, not a curated record. Gene Ontology annotation, molecular function: protein binding. Bases 61 to 1428 code for a protein of 455 amino acids. Lineage: Eukaryota; Metazoa; Arthropoda; Insecta; Lepidoptera; Crambidae.